This is a messenger RNA of Onychomys torridus (southern grasshopper mouse), 2065 nucleotides long. RefSeq names its product transmembrane protein 235 (gene Tmem235). The coding region runs from base 179 to 817 and encodes 212 amino acids. Gene Ontology annotation, cellular component: apical plasma membrane. The record is from RefSeq and is a predicted model, not a curated record. The transcript is spliced from 4 exons. Lineage: Eukaryota; Metazoa; Chordata; Mammalia; Rodentia; Cricetidae.
GAGUCUCCCACCGCCUAAGCCUUCACUAGCCUGGGUCAGUUCUGUCCGGAACCCUGACUGUCCCCAGCCCACAGUCCCCCUCGUCUCCAGCUCCCUGCCACCCCCUGCAGGCCAUCCGUAGCUCUGCUUUCCACUCGACCCUGCAUCCCUACCCGGCUGCUGCGGGGCUCUUGCCAGUAUGGCCCUCCUGGCCGCCUUGUUCCUGAGCGCAGCCCUGGGCGCCCUGCUCAGCUUCGCGCUGCUGGCAGCUGCGGUCGCCAGCGACUACUGGUACAUCCUGGAGGUGGCGAACCCUGGCGGCCCCGGUGGUGCGCAGCAGCUCUCCUCACAUUCUGGGCUCUGGCGCACCUGCGAAGGGAAGAACAGCUGUGUGCCCCUGAUUGACCCGUUUGCCAGUGACAGCUUGGAAGCCUCCCCCUCAAUACAGCACCUUCUCUUGCUGCAUCGCACAGUCAUGGUGGUCCUUCCUCUGAGCCUCAUCCUCAUCGUGUGUGGCUGGGUCUGCGGCUUGCUCAGCUCCCUGUCCCAGAGUGUCCCUCUGCUGCUCCUCACUGGCUGCUACUUCUUGCUAGGGGGUGCCCUGACCAUGGCAGGGGUCAGCAUCUACAUCAGCUACUCACACCUGGCAUUUGUGGAGACUGCCCGCCUGUAUGGUGUACAGCACGUGCAGAGUGUGAACAUCAGCUUUGGCUGGUCACUGGCCCUGGCCUGGGGUUCCUGUGCCUUGGAGGUGCUCAGUGGUGCCCUCCUGCUCACAGCUGCCCGAUUCCUCAGCCUGAGCCAACGCCCAGGAAUGCCCCACUCCGUGAUCAUCUGAGUCCCAGGGUGGCGGGCUGUGUGGAGAAGGAAGGCUCAGGCACUCUUGGCAUUUGCUGGAAUCCUGACUAGGAAGGUGCCCUGGGGUGGCAUGCUGGGGAAGUGCUCUUUCCACUUCAGCUGGACAUGAGAAAGGCAGAUGAUAGCCAGUCUCUCAAGUCAUGGCACAGUCUGUUGGGGUGCCUCAGGGUUCUGGGUGCUCAGGGCGUGCUCUUACUCUGGGGGCGCAGACCACUCCAACCCUCAGGAGCUGAGACAGUCCCAGUCUGCACUAGGAACUGCCUGAGUGCUUCCUUACCUCUCCGUCCUGUCAUCCUAUGCCACAGAGAGGGAGACUGAGGCCAGAAAACCCGAGAACAGAUGGCAGAUCCGGGUGUCACUGCAGUUUGACACCUGGUUCUGUUUUGUUCCCUCUCCCAAGGGGAGGUUGCCGGGGAGGAGGCUUGGGGCUGAAUGGGAGGUACAGUCUAGGUUUGUUUUCAAGCCCCCAAGUGGAUUACUUACUGCAGUGCUUCUGGGCAGGGUGGCCCUUCGCAUCUCAAUCCUUGUCUUGGUGCAUGCUGCUGCCCUGCUGGCCUGGUACUUCCUCUUUAUAGCAACAACCAGGAGGAUGACUGAGCUGGGACCAUGCCUUGCCUGCCUCCUGGUUGCUGGAUCUCUACUUCUGCUGGAUUUGGCUGCAGGCAUGGAUGGGUCAGCUCACAGGCUGCCUGCAGCCUGCUCCCUUUUGGGGACAACAUAGGUGGGAACUGAAUCAUCUCUGGCCACAUAAGAGGGGGCAGACCUGUGUUUACGUGACUGGACAGUGGAUGGCUGUUAAGUUAGGGGCUGUGCAGUACCCAAAAGCCCUGAACAGCCCUGAUGCUGGUGCAGGCUCUUCCUUUGGGUAUGCACUAGGGAAGGUAGUACUUGUCAAGGCUCUUCCUUUGGGUAUGCACUAGAGAAGGUAGUACUUGUCAAGGCUCUUCCUUUGGGUAUGCACUAGGGAAGGUAGUACUUGUCAAGGCUCUUCCUUUGGGUAUGCACUAGGGAAGGUAGUACUUGUCAAGGCUUGGUCCCAGCAGUCCACAAGCCUCUAAGGACAUGGGAAGCUCCUGGGGAGCAGGGGAGUACUUUGUAGGGUUUAAUGUGACCUACCGAGGGCAAAGGUCUGGAACUGACGGCGACCCCCCUUCCAAUUGUGUUCUAAUCUUUGCCAUCCCAUGUAGGAGCACCGCUGAGUGUCUGAAUAAAUCAGCUGUGAUGUGUA